Messenger RNA from Lingula anatina, 4091 nucleotides. Its product is annotated as transforming growth factor-beta receptor-associated protein 1. Gene Ontology annotation, biological process: intracellular protein transport; endosomal vesicle fusion; vesicle-mediated transport. Gene Ontology annotation, cellular component: cytoplasm; membrane. Lineage: Eukaryota; Metazoa; Brachiopoda; Lingulata; Lingulida; Lingulidae. The record is from RefSeq and is a predicted model, not a curated record. Gene Ontology annotation, molecular function: protein binding.
AGGUUUAUCAGCUGGUCAUACAACGUCCUCAUAUUGAAUUAUUUAUAUUUUAUUCUUGAAAAAAGCAAAGAUAGAAAAAACUUUAUUGUAAGGUUGAAUACUGCCAAAAUCAUUUUGAUGUAAACUAACUGUGACAUGAACUUCUAGCUCUGCAAGGAUGGACUGGUGAUCUACCGAAGACACAGAAACUGUUAUCUCCUUAUCUAAUUAAAUAUACCGCAUCGGGGAUUGUUUGAUGGUGACAGAUGCAGGCACAUACAGCAAGCACACAACAUGAGUGUCAAGGCGUUUGAGCUGGUCCCGGCUGUGGAACGGGACAAAUUUUUAUCAAAGCAAAAGAUUGAGUGCAUAGACUGCUGUGGUAAGAAUUUAUAUAUUGGAACAGACAGUUGUUUUGUUAUCCAUUACAAACUAGAGGAGAAAACCCUUCCAAAUGGUAAAACAGGUUAUGAAAGCAAGAAGCUGGGGCAUAAAUAUCUUGGAGUGAAGAAACCUAUCACCCAGCUAAAGGCUGCCUCAGCACUGACCAGAAUCUUGGUGCUAUGUGACAAUACACUGACACUGCUCAACAUGCUGGACCUGGAGCCAAUCAUGACUGGUGCCAAAAUCAAAGGUGUGACAUCAUUUUGUCUCAAUGAGAACCCAAACCGUAGCAACCCUUUUAGCAUUCAGAUUUGUGUGGCACUGAAGAAGAAGGUUGUUCAGCUUUAUACAGUAACAGAAGACAGAAUGAACCAUGAAAAAGAUGUCUCCAUCAGUGACCCUGCCCUCAACAUAGGUUUAGAUGGUUCUCUAAUUUGUGUUGCUACAACAUCAGACUACAAAAUUGUGAACUAUGAAACUGGAGGAUCUGUGGAAUUAUUUCCCUACGACUACCAUGAAACUACACCAUUGGUCAAGAGAAUAGGCAAAGAGGAGUUUCUGCUGAGUGCUCCCAAUGCCUUAGGGUUAUUUGCCAAUGCUACAGGUGCCUCGCCCCGCCCUCCUCUGAUGUGGAGUGACAGCCUCACUGCCAUCACAUAUCAUCAUCCUUAUGUUAUAGCAAUGAAUGAUGAGUUUAUUACUGUACAUAGUAUUUUGGAUCAGCAGCAGAAGCAGGCAGUGCCAUUUAAAGGAGGAAGGUGUUUGGAUGACUUUGAUGGGAAGCUGUUUGUGGCCACAGGAAAUGAUGUAUGGGCUCUAUUCCCUGUACACUGGGAAAAGCAGGUUCAAGACUUGUUAGAGAACAAGAAGGUGGAAGAAGCCAUAGAGCUGGCUCAGAAUGCUAGGAACCAUGGGCUCACUAAGGAAAAGUUCCAGAAGGCUUUUGUCCAUAUCCUCCAGCAGGCUGGGUUUGUGGAGUUAGCCAGGGCAAACCUGGACCAAGCCAGGGACUACUUCAGAGAUGGACAGUUAGAUGUCAGAGAGCUGAUCAGUAUUUAUCCCAACUUGCUGCCCGCAAGCUCCAACUUCACCCGCUCUCCCUCCCUGCAUAAGGACAUUGCCGAUGUGAACCAGCUAGCCAACCACCAGGUGGACAGAAUCAAGGAGUAUAAACAGUUCCUGGCAGAAUAUUUAGAAGAAAUAAGAGAAACCAAAGAAUCCAUUGGACUCAAAACAGAAAUUGAUACAGCACUCUUGAAGUUGUAUGCUGAAAAUAAUUCCCCAAACCUAGUAUUUCUACUUGCUUCUGAGUGUGCCUGUGAAUUCAGUGACUGUGUUCAGUGUUUAGAAAUGCACCAAAGGCAGUAUGCUUUAGGGCUGCUCUAUAGGUAUCAUGGUGACCAUGAAAAAGCUUUACAAAUAUGGACAAGAAUAGCAAGUGGAGAACUGAAGGACGGUCAGUUUCCUGGUAUAGAUUUUAUCAUUGAAUUUUUAGCUAAUUUAAGUAACCAUGAACUUGUAUGGAAAUAUGUGGACUGGGCUCUAGAAAGAAGUCAGGAGAAGGGUGUGAAGAUUUUCACUGAGAGACCAGAGGAUGAACCCCAGACUGAAAGGAUGCGCCCAGACACAGUUAUAGACUAUCUCCACAGGUUUCCUAGGGCUGUGAUAGCUUACCUAGAGUAUUUGGUGUUCACAAAGAAGUUAGAAAAAGAGAAGUAUCAUACACAUCUAGCUGUCUUAUACUUAGAUACAGUUCUGCAGAUGAAGAAAAAUUCUGAAACACCAAAUGAAGCUUUACAAGCAGCAAGGUCAAAGUUACAGAAUAUGCUACAAGUUUCCAACUUAUAUAGGAUACAGCUAAUUCUGGGCAAGGUCAAGGAGACAGACAUGUAUGAGGAGUGUGCAAUACUCUAUGGAAAGCUUGAGGAGCAUGAAAAGGCCAUCCGCCUUUUAGUUCACAAACUACGAGACUACAGGGCAGCAGAAAACUACUGUUUGGUCAAUUCCAAAGGGAAAGAUCAGUCGUACAGGAAGAGGCUGUUCCAGAUACUGUUGGGAGUUUACCUGGACCCUUCCUAUGAAAAACGAGAUACCCUAAUACACCCAGCAGUUUCGCUAUUGAACAGCAGUGAGGCAGAUUUUGAUGUCAUCAAAAUCCUCCAGCUCCUACCAGAGAAUUGGUCGGUGGGGCUAUUAGAACUAUUUCUGCAUAGAGCUACUAGGAACAGUCUAGAUAGGGCUCGUACGCGGCAUGUAGAGCGCAUGCUGUCACGGGGAGAAAACUUGGAGGUCCACAGGAGAGCAAUGGAGGACCAGAGACAGGCUGUUUUGAUGAAUGAAGACAGGUCAUGCGCAGUAUGUACGAGAGCUUUCAGUGAGUCCACCUUUGUUCGCUAUCCCAAUGGUAUCAUCACACAUGUCCACUGUGCCAAGAACAAAUAUGUCUGCCCUGUCACUGGAAAACUGUUUAGCACAAAUACCAGUUCUGGUAAAGACUCCUAGCAGACUACUCAAGCUGUCAACCAACCUCACAUAUUGGGAUGUGAUUCUUUCACUCUAGCACUCUGUAAAUUGGAAAAUUUUAAAGCUGUUGUGUGUCAUCUAAACUGUAUGAAAAAUGCAAAUAAUAUUUUGUAUGGUUUGAGAACUGGGUGGAAUAGUAGGGUGGGCAGCGAUGUGAUAGAGUAAAAUCUAUUACCACACAAUGGAUACAGUGAUAAGUAAAUUGAAGAAAUCAGGUGGUGAAAUCCCCAUUCACUUGAUCAAGGUCCAUAGAUGGUGGACCAAAACGUUGUGCUUGACUGAUGUUAUUUUGUCUGUAAGUAAAGAAUAAAUCCGGUUUAUCAUCCUUUGUAGAAACUAUGAAUAACUUUUUUCACAAUAGAUAAAGGAGAAAUUUUGAGGUGGUUUAUAGUAUGGGAAAAUUAAUAUUCUUUAAAAAUGAGCUUUUUUUCAGUUUAGAGAGGAAAUGCUCAUGGGUCUUUUUUCUCUGAGAUUAAAUACAGAUUUAAUUUUGAUAUUGACCUAUAGGUAGUUCAAAUCCAGAGAUGAACAAUGAGGGGGAGUGGGAUAAAAUUUGUUAUUUAUUAAAUAUUGGUUUAUUUGAUGAGAACCUAGCAUUAUAACUUGAAAAAAGUUUUCCUGUCUCUAUAGCCUCCUAUUCCUUUUCAUAAAAAUUCAAGAUAGUUUGUCCGUUGGUACUUGAAGCACAUGACUGCAGGUGCUUUGUGUGUUUUUUUAAGCUGUGUGUGUAUGUUUUGUCUGUUAACAGAUAUGCUGAACAAAAUUCCAGGAAAACACUGAACAAACUAGAAGUAGAAUUUAAGGCUAUUUAUUUUUUUACUAAAAGAGAAAGUUGUGUAAAAAUGUUGUCAUAUCAGUGUGCGUAUAUUUCUUGCCUGAAACUGUAAUAUAAAGAGUUAUUGCAUAUUCAACAUAUACUUGUCAUCAAGAGCAGUUAAAGCAACAAAUUAGAAAAGAAUAUGAAAACCAAGUAGAUGGGGGCAGAUGCCACUAUUAUCACGGAAGUUGUAUGUUUCUGUGAAAUUUGUCAAUCGAAAUAAAGGUUUUUACAGAAAUUUUCUUGAGGUAAAUCUGUCUAGUUAAUCAUAAUAGCAUAUCACAUAACACGUUGAUACUGAACUCGAGAAAUUCCCCAUAUGAAUGCUCGUCAAUUUGUCUUUCCCUUGAAAGAUAGCCGGAUUCGAAAAGAUGUCACAUUCUUCAAG